CAGAUUAGUCAGAGGGGCGUGCUCCCAGAAAGUCAGCCCUUUCACACCAGCAGGGACACUGUUCACCCACGGAGACUCACCAUGGCUUCAGCUCUGCACCGCACACCCGUUUUGUUGUGUUUUAUUCAUUUGUCGUUAUUGUUUGCGAGUGUGUUAUGCGACGCUGAAGCAGAGGAAGAUGAGCAUGCCAAGCACACGUACACGGUGGAUAUGUUCAACGAGGCGGUGCCCACUGCACCCCACUUUGUCAUGUUUUACGCUCCGUGGUGCGGCCAUUGCCAGAGGUUACAGCCGACUUGGAAUGAGCUGGCAGACAAAUACAACAGCAUGGACGACCCCCCGGUGUACGUGGUGAAAGUAGACUGUGUCCAGGACACCAAAUUCUGCUCCAAUGUCCACAGUGUUAGAGGCUACCCUACACUCAAGUUGUUUAAGCCUGAGCAGGAAGCAGUAAAGUACCAGGGACCCAGAGAUCUGCAGUCUCUUGAGACCUGGAUGCUGAAGACACUCCAAGAGGAGCCUUCGGAACCAGAGACUGAACUGGAGCCUCCUAAAGCCCCGGAGCCCAAACAGGGAAUGUAUGAGCUCACUGCCCACAAUUUCAAGGCCCACGUAGCCAAAGGCGCCCAUUUUAUUAAGUUCUUUGCACCCUGGUGCGGCCACUGCAAAGCCAUGGCCCCGACGUGGGAACAGCUGGCCACCACCUUUGAGCACUCUGACGAUGUGAAGAUAGGAAAGGUGGACUGUACUCAGCACUAUGAGGUGUGCUCUGAGAAUGGUGUGAGGGGAUAUCCCACACUGCUCUUCUUCUACAACGGACAGAAGGCAGAGCAGUAUAAAGGAAAAAGAGACCUGGACUCCUUCAAGGAGUUUGUGGACAACCAGCUGAAGGCUGCACUCACUGAGGAGCAAGAGAAGGAGGAGCCAGAGGAGCUGAAGGAGGAGCCAAAUGCAAAUGAGAUCCCUACUGAUGAGCCAGCUGAAGAGGAAGCAAAGUCCGGUGUUUUGGUCCUGAAUGAGGACAACUUUGAGGAGACGAUAUCCAAAGGAUUCACCUUCGUCAAAUUCUACGCUCCAUGGUGUGGUCACUGUAAGAAUCUUGCUCCAACAUGGGAAGAUCUUUCCAAGAAGGAAUUUCCUGGUCUCACUGAUGUCAAGAUUGCUAAAGUGGACUGCACUGUUGAGCGCACACUCUGCAACAAGUACUCUGUGCGUGGUUACCCCACCUUGAUCAUCUUCAGGGCGGGGCAUCUAGGAGACGAGUAUCACGGCGGGCGGGAUUUGGAGAACCUGCACAGCUUUGUGAUGAUGCAGGCGAGAGACGAGCUGUAGAAACGGGCAAAUCGGCAGUCUUUCUCUCCUCUCUCCCUCCCCACAGCUGUUCGCCCACACUGCACGUCUGGCCAGUAGGACACCACUCUGUCUCCUACAGAAGCCAGACCCCUCUCUGUCUCUCCCCCCACUCGGUCGGUCAGCCAAUGACAGGCUGGCGCUGUCAGCUCUUUCUUCGGUAUUCAAGUACAGAAUCAUUCGGUAGGAGUGUUUGGAAGGUGAAUGUAUUUCUUAUUGCUCUCGCCCAACCUUAAACCAUGUGGAGAUGGGUUGGGUCUGGAGAUGAAGUAACGAACCACUUUUUUAAGCACUGCUCAGAACCAGAACUCUUCACAAGAAUACAAAAAAUGUUUAUUAAAACGGUGGCACUAAAGUUUCUACUUUUUUCUUCUUUUUUUUUUUUUAAAUCAACUGUUUCUGAUGUCUCUAUCCAUUUAUUUUUCUCUCUCAAUGCUAAAUUGUAUACAUGAAAUCUGUUUUUAUAUCCUGAGCCAUUGACUUUGAGUUGCUGUCACUCAAAUGGCUGUAAAAGUUGUGACACUCCAAUGUGAAGUAGUGUUAAGUUGAGGGUGCUUCAUCAUUGUGCCAGCGAUGGCCUGUCUGACUUCACUCUCAGGGAAGCAACCACAUAGACUAGGAGAAGUUGUGAUGGAGGCGUCAGUGAUUUCAGAGUCUGAUAAUUGCUCCUGUUAGUCAUGAUGACCAGAUUCUGACCGUUUAUUUCAAGUAAAGGUAAAAGAUCUCCAUGAUCGACCGUCCCUCUCUACUCCUCCUAGCAUCUGGAGUCUUAGGCCGUGCUGCCCCAUCUGUCUGUGACUGAUCUUUUUUUUUUAAUUAUUACUGCGUCUGAUUGGACAGCCCAUCUUUGGUGCGAAAUCACCCUGAGAUCAUCCCUCGUUGAUGUUAAAACAUGUGAAUCUCUGUAUUCUUGGAAUGUUAAUGUUGGAAGGAUUUAGGAACCCGGAGGUGGACAAAGACAUGACAGCAGGGUCACUCACUGUCACUGAGAUCUCCUGCUCAGGGUGCCAUGUCCACGUUCACACCACGAUUGCUGUUUAUUAUUACCUUAGUGAGAAGAACAGUGCAGCAGGAUGAUGUUGACCUUUGGACACUGGACUGUAUAAAGAGGAUGCUGGGGGUCUGAUCACAGCUAACCAUUGAAAAUGGGCUGGAACUGGUCGAAGGCUAAAAACAAAUGUCGGUCAAACCUGAGUGAAAAAGCAUUUGCAGUUUUUCAGCACACCUUCCUGUGAUUAACCAUCAUGUUGUAAACUGCACCCACCUGUUAUGCAAACGCUCUUUGACCCAGGUUAUGUGGAAAGCAUGUGUCGUGUGAUGCAGGGCACCAUUUAUUGUAUAACCCAGGUACUCAAACAGUCUGAGACACAGCGGUUUUUUCCUCAGUAAAAGGUUUUUAUGGAUAGCACAUGGUCUAAGCAACUCCAGUGACAGUCUUUUUUUUUUGCUUUUCAUGGGUCAUAGUUUGUGCACUACCCACAGAUUUUGUACAAAAAGAGUGAAUAAAUGGCAAAAAUGUAACAUGAGAUUUCAUAAUAAAUUUUUCUCAAAAAUAA
This is a messenger RNA of Archocentrus centrarchus (flier cichlid), 2906 nucleotides long. RefSeq names its product thioredoxin domain containing 5 (gene txndc5). Gene Ontology annotation, cellular component: endoplasmic reticulum. Gene Ontology annotation, molecular function: protein disulfide isomerase activity. The transcript is spliced from 10 exons. Bases 82 to 1332 code for a protein of 416 amino acids. Lineage: Eukaryota; Metazoa; Chordata; Actinopteri; Cichliformes; Cichlidae. The record is from RefSeq and is a predicted model, not a curated record. Gene Ontology annotation, biological process: protein folding.